This is a messenger RNA of Zingiber officinale, 1964 nucleotides long. Its product is annotated as BTB/POZ domain-containing protein At5g60050-like. Gene Ontology annotation, molecular function: protein binding. Bases 135 to 1676 code for a protein of 513 amino acids. The transcript is spliced from 2 exons. NCBI's taxonomy places the organism in Eukaryota, Viridiplantae, Streptophyta, Magnoliopsida, Zingiberales, Zingiberaceae. The record is from RefSeq and is a predicted model, not a curated record.
UGUUAAUUCGUCGGUGAUCUCGAACAUCAGUCUCGUUAGAAGCUUCAAGGAAUCGUCCGCUUUAUCCUCAGACCUCAGUUAUUUUGGGCCGGUGGAGGCGGAGCGUCCGAUACCGGCACCUCACUUCUCUCCAGAUGGCGGUGGUCGCGGAGAACUUGUUGAAGUCCGGCGAGGUCUCCGCCAUGAUCCGCCAAGGUUUCAUCUCCUCGCCUCGCCUGUCCCCGGCCUCCUCUCCUCCGCCGAAACUUCCGGCAACUGUUUCUGGAUCCUCCGAGGCAUCCGCCUUCCCCUCUCCCCUGCGUCCUUCGUUUCCGGCCCCAAGGACCACCACACUCUUCGAGAUGAUGGCCCAGGAGGGCGCCCCGCUCCGGCCCCCUAUGCGGACGCAGCAACACGACCUGCAAGAGAGGAUAGCGGCGGUCCUCGCUAGUAAGGGCCCCAGCGACUUGAAGCUCUCGGUAAGCUCCAGCAACGGGAUGCGAAUCCGAAUGGCUGCGCACCGGCGGGUGUUGACGGCCCGCAGCCGUUUCUUUGCGGAGAAGCUAGCAGGGAUAUGUGGCAGAACGAGUAGCCGACCGGUCGUCGUGGAGAUCUGUGAGUGCGACGAUGCGGAAGUCUACGUGGAGGCGGUGGGGCUCAUGUACUCCGACGAUCUGAGGCGGAUGCUGGCCGGAGAGGAUGUCGAAAAGGUUCUUGGCUUGCUCCAGGUAUCUGUGGAUAUAAAAUUUGACGAGGGAAUUUCUGCCUGUCUUGACUAUUUGGAAGCCAUUCCUUGGUCUGAGUAUGAGGAAGAGAAGGUAACAUCUAUUAUUGGCAAGCUACACAUUCAGCAGUUAAGUGAGCCAGUCAGAGAAAUCCUUCAGAGAGUCUCAGUUGAACCAUCUAGUUUUGCAAACGCUGAUUCCAUAUUUUUAGGGAUAUUUGAUGGCAUUCUACAAUCCAAGGAUAAGAAAGCUCGACGAGAUAUGAAAACCUUAAUUUCUAGCUUGCUUAAGGAGGAUGUAAACCACAGCAAUGCACAAUAUAACAAGCUUGAUGUCUCCAAGGAAUCCCUGUACUACUUGUGCCAUAAAUGCCUUGAUCAUCUUAUGCAGUUGUUUUCCGAGGCUGCAAACGUUGAAUGUCUGGGUGAUCGAGCUUCCUUGAUGAACGAGGUUGCUCGAGAAGCUGACAAUGUGCAGUGGCUUGUUGACAUCCUAAUAAACAAGAGAAUCGCAGAUGAAUUUGUGGUUCUCUGGGGAGACCAAAGAGAGCUUUCUACUUGCCAUUCCAAGAUACCAUGCAUGUACAGAUUUGAGAUCAGCAGGAUCACUGCUCAACUGUUUGUUGCAUUAGGAAGAGGACAGAUUUUGGUAUCUAAAAAUGCAAAAAUAUCUCUUUUGAGGACAUGGCUGGAAGCUCUAUAUGAUGAUUUUGGUUGGAUGAAAAGAGCUUGUAGGGAGUUUGAUAAAAAGAUGGUAGAAGAUGGACUAUGUGCCACAAUCUUAACAUUGCCCAUGGUGGAACAACAAUCAAUCUUAUUAAGAUGGUCUGAUUGUUUUUUGAGUAAUGGUGACAAUUGUCCCAACAUGCAGAGGGCCUUUGAGGUUUGGUGGAGGAGAGCCUUUGUGCGACAAUACACAGGUGAUCCAAAUAACUUGCAGUUGCAGAAUGUUGUCUCUGAUGAUCAUACAUGAAGGUCUGUUAUGAGUUGCCCUAUUGAAUGUAGAUAUUCAUUGUUCUAGUCGUGCACAUAGAAUUGUCUUCCAUUUUGCUCUCAUCAGUCAUUCUUUCACCUUUAUGAUUUCUCAUACACGACCACUCAUAGAAACAUAUAUAGAAUGGAAAAGCAUGGUUUCACUCAGCUGGGUUAACUCAGAACGAAAGACAAAUAAUUAGUGAGGAAUCCCCUUUUCUUUGUCACCUAGACUGAAUCUUCAAUUUGCAAUGUCCGUGCCUUUGAAAUGUUUACAGUGGAAUUUCUA